Paramuricea clavata is the source of this 429-nucleotide messenger RNA. The record is from the annotation of a GenBank genome assembly. Lineage: Eukaryota; Metazoa; Cnidaria; Anthozoa; Malacalcyonacea; Plexauridae.
GACAACAAACCCAACAGCACAACAAACUUAACAGCACAACAAAGCAAACAGCACAACAAAGCCAACAGCACAACAAACCCAACAGGACAACAAACCCAACAGCACAACAAACCCAACAGCACAACAAACUUAACAGACCCAACAGCACAACAAAGCCAACAGCACAACAAACCCAACAGCACAACAAACCCAACAGCACAACAAACCCAACAGGACAACAAACCCAAUAGCACAACAAACUUAACAGACCCAGCAAACCCAACAGACCCAACAGGACAACAAACUCUCAACAGCACAACAGACCCUACAGACCCAACAAACUCAACAGACACAACAAACCUAACAGCACAACAGACCCAACGAACCCAACAGCACAACAAACCCAACAGCACAACAGACCCAACAAACCAAACAGCACAACAAACCUAA